GGAAGUAGAUAGCGGCAGAAGGCUGCGAGAGACAGGCAGAAAGUAAUUGGAUGUGAUGAAUGUAAUGAAGGCUUUCAUUAGCUUCCACUAAAACCGAGUCAUUGGAAUACGGCAUUCGGCAUUUUUUUGAAUGGAGCUAUCCGACGCUGAACUUCUACCUUGUCCUUGUGUUCCGCUUGCUUGGUGACUUGUCACGCCGCGGCUCGGAACAAGACUUGCGGGUAGGGCCUUUUUUUUUUGCGGGGCUUUUUCAAAAAUGUGAGCGGAGCCCAGAUUUAAUGGCAGAGCGCGAUACGAGGCGCUCUGACAGCAGGCCCCAUUGUCUGAGAAGGCGGGCAGGGUGAUGCGAUAGGCGCGGCGCAGAGCCCGUGCAUCCGAAGGCUGGCCCGAGGACGAGUGAAGCUGUGCGGAAGAUGCCCAGAAGGAAGCAGUCCAACCCGCAGCCGGUGAAAUUGGACUCAGAAGAUGGAUUAGGAGUCGAUAAUCCAGGAGGCCUUGUGUUGGAGAGCGACUUCCUCUUGGGUCAGAACUUGGAGUUUGUGGACAGCGAUGACAAGAUUUUAGGAUUUGAAAAAGAUUCCGAAGAUUCAGUUGCUGCAGAGAUUGUUAUCCCCGUCUACUGUCUAAGUGAUGAUGAAUGCUCAAGUUACAACCGGCUCAGCAUGGAGAGUGACGUGGACGACCCCAAAGACAGAGAGAGUGACGGAGAGGAGAAUCAUCGACCGACGUUGCAACACUAUCUCUCCUGCAAACAGUGCGGCCUGUUGUUGGACUCGACCUUGGGUGGCCUGGACCUCUCGGCUCCGUGCUGUUUGAAAUGCAGUGCCGACGACUCCAGAAACAGUGACUUGACAGCUGCUAGCGGGGACAAGGAGACCAGCUGCUCCGCUCCAAGUAAGCACAAGAUGUACUCGUGUAAGCUGUGCAACUUCUCUUCACGCUAUUCCAACCAUCUGAAACGACACAUGAAGACCCACAACGGAGAGAAGCCCUUUAAGUGCCCUCAUUGCCCCUAUGCCUCUGCCCAGCUGGUGAACCUCCAGCGACAUGUACGCACACACACCGGCGAGAAGCCUUUCAAGUGUGAGUACUGUGCCUUUGCCUGCAAUUCUCUGGGCAACCUGAAGAGGCACGAGCGUAUGCACACCCAGGACAAGCCAAACAAGUGUGACCUCUGUGAUUAUCGUGCCAACAACAGUCGCAACCUGAAACGACACAUGAUGGGCCACGAAAUGGAAGAGUCUUCUGUAGAACCAGAAGAUGCUGUCGUGUCCGACCUGACCCUCCAUGUGAACAGCAGCACGGACUUCCUUCAGACCUACAGCAGCCUGAAAGCCGACAUGGAUCCCCGCAGCCUGCUUGAUUCCAGAGAUGUGGCAGAGGAGUCGGACACCCUACCUGAACUCCUGUUCCCUUUCACGUGUCGUCUUUGCGGCCUAGUUCUAGACGAUGGCUUCAUGCAUGAGGAUAGUUCGUCCAACCAGAUCUGCAGCAAAUGUGGCCAGGAGGUACUAUCCCAGGAGACUCCCAGCAGCCCCGAGAAAACGGACAAAGUAUACUCUUGCGCCCUGUGCCCAUUCAUAACCCACUACCCCAAUCACCUUGCCCGCCACAUGAAGACUCACAGUGGAGAGAAGCCCUACAAAUGCCAGCAGUGUGAUUAUGCUUCUGCCCACUUUGACAACCUCAAGAGGCACCAGCGGGUUCACACUGGGGAGAAACCCUACAAGUGUGACUUGUGCGAUUACGCCUGUGGUAAUCUGGCCAAUCUGAAGCGGCACGAGCGCAUCCAUUCGGGCGCCAAGCCCUUCAAGUGCAGCGUUUGCAGCUACAGUUGCAACCAGAGUAUGAAUCUGAAGCGGCACAUGCUGCGUCACACGGGGGAAAAACCCUUCAAAUGUCAGGAGUGCCCUUACACUACAGGCCAUUGGGACAACUACAAACGACACCAGAAGAAGCAUGGCCAUUCGACCGAGGGCUGGACUAAAUUUCAGAUGAUUGAGGAGUCCUCGUAGUUGUGACUCUGUGGAGGGUUCAAAAGAAAUGCACACUCCUUUGCUGGGCGGCUCGCCAGUUGAAUUCAUCUCCUCAGACUUGUUUGUUUCUUGGCCUUUAAGUUUUGUGUGCCAGUCAUGAAAAGCCCAGGGUUUGCUUUUUCCUGUUUUUGAUGGGAAGGGUGGCAGACAAAGGACUACAAAAAAAAAAAAA
Messenger RNA from Polypterus senegalus (gray bichir), 2208 nucleotides. RefSeq names its product zinc finger protein 513a (gene znf513a). The transcript is spliced from 4 exons. Gene Ontology annotation, biological process: regulation of transcription by RNA polymerase II. NCBI's taxonomy places the organism in Eukaryota, Metazoa, Chordata, Cladistia, Polypteriformes, Polypteridae. Gene Ontology annotation, molecular function: RNA polymerase II cis-regulatory region sequence-specific DNA binding; DNA-binding transcription factor activity. Gene Ontology annotation, cellular component: nucleus. The coding region runs from base 414 to 2015 and encodes 533 amino acids. The record is from RefSeq and is a predicted model, not a curated record.